Messenger RNA from Erinaceus europaeus (western European hedgehog), 4413 nucleotides. RefSeq names its product repetin (gene RPTN). The record is from RefSeq and is a predicted model, not a curated record. The transcript has 3 exons. Gene Ontology annotation, cellular component: cornified envelope. Gene Ontology annotation, molecular function: transition metal ion binding. Bases 63 to 3662 code for a protein of 1199 amino acids. Lineage: Eukaryota; Metazoa; Chordata; Mammalia; Eulipotyphla; Erinaceidae.
CUCUCUGGCUUCUGAAUCUUCUGCGUAUUCCUCCUUCAGUAGUUCACCCACAACUCACCACAAUGGCUCCACUCCUGAGCAGCAUACUCUCUGUGAUCAAGGUGUUCCAGAAACAUGCUAAAGGGGAUGGGGACUGUGCCUCGCUGUGCAAGAAGGAGUUAAAAGAGUUGCUCUUGGCUGAGUUUGGAAACAUCCUCCGGAGACCAAAUGACCCAGAGACUAUGGAGACCAUUCUGGGGCUCCUGGAUUAUGAUAGAAAUGAAAGUGUCAAUUUCCAAGAAUACCUCCUGCUGGUGGUCCAGUUGGCCCAAGCCUGCUAUCAUAAACUGGAUGGUGAGAUGUGUGGAGAUGAAUCCUCUGGGGAAGAAGAAGAACAAGACAGAACAAAAGACCACAGGUUUCCAGGAACCUCAGGAAGACAACACCGGCAGAGUCAUGAGAGGAAAAGGCAAGAGUCUCACUCUAGUCAGUCUCAGAGACAAGGAAGGGAGUCCCACCCUGGUCAGUCAGAGAGACAGGGCAGAGAAUCUCACUCUGAUCAGUCAGAGAGACAGGGAAGAGACUCCCAAUGUGGUCACUCAGAGAGACAAGGCAGAGAAUAUCAUUGGGGUCAGUCAGAGAGACAAGGCAGAGACUCCCACUUUGGUCAGUCAGAGAGACAAGACAGACACUCCCACUCUGGUCAGUCAGAGAGACAAGGCAGAGACUCCCACUCUGGUCAGUCAGAGAGACAAGGCAGAGACUCCCACUGUGGUCAGUCAGAGAGACAAGGCAGAGACUCCCACUCUGGUCAGUCAGAGAGACAAGGCAGAGACUCCCACUCUGGUCAGUCAGAGAGACAAGGCAGAGACUCCCACUCUGGUCAGUCAGAGAGACAAGGCAGAGACUCCCACUCUGGUCAGUCAGAGAGACAAGGCAGAGACUCCCACUCUGGUCAGUCAGAGAAACAAGGCAGAGACUCCCACUCUGGUCAGUCAGAGAGACAAGGCAGAGAAUUUCACUGUGGUAACUCAGAGAGACAAGGCAGAGAUUCUCACUCUGGUCAGUCAGAGAGACAAGGCAGAGAAUUUCACUUUGGUCAGUCAGAGGGACAAGGCAGAGAUUCUCACUCUGCUCAGUCUGAGAGACAAGGCAGAGAUUUUCACUCUGGUAAGUCUGACACACAAGAUAGGAACUCCAUCUCUGGUCAAAGUCUGAGCCAUAAGUAUAGUGGUGGUCAGCCUAAAAAACAAGGAUAUAUACUUGCUUUAAGUCAGUGUGAGUCUCCAGUUCAAGGUUCUCAUUAUAGCCAGUCAGAAAGAACUAGACAACAAUCAACUAACGACCAGUCUAGACUUGGAGAGGACUCCUGGUCUACUCAGACAAAUCAAGAAUCCGGUUAUUAUGGGCAGUCUGAAAGGCUGGGUCUGGAAUCAGGUUGCAGUCAGACAAGCAGACAAGGGCAGACUUCCCACUAUGGCCAGACAGACAGACAAGGUAUGGGUUCUCAGUGUGGCCAGACUUCCCACUAUGGGCAGGCAGAUAGACAAGGACAGACUUCCCACUAUGGUCAGACAGACAGACAAGGACAGACUUCCCACUAUGGUCAGGCAGACAGACAAGGACAGACUUCCCACUAUGGUCAGACAGACAGACAAGGACAGACUUCCCACUAUGGUCAGGCAGACAGACAAGGACAGACUUCCCACUAUGGUCAGGCAGACAGACAAGGACAGACUUCCCACUAUGGUCAGGCAGACAGACAAGGACAGACUUCCCACUAUGGUCAGGCAGACAGACAAGGACACACUUCCCACUAUGGUCAGACAGACAGACAAGGACAGACUUCCCACUAUGGCCAGACAGACAGACAAGGACAGACUUCCCACUAUGGUCAGGCAGACAGACAAGGACAGACUUCCCACUAUGGUCAGGCAGACAGACAAGGACACACUUCCCACUAUGGUCAGACAGACAGACAAGGACAGACUUCCCACUAUGGUCAGGCAGACAGACAAGGACAGACUUCCCACUAUGGCCAGGCAGACAGACAAGGACAGACUUCCCACUAUGGUCAGACAGACAGACAAGGACAGACUUCCCACUAUGGUCAGGCAGACAGACAAGGACAGACUUCCCACUAUGGUCAGGCAGACAGACAAGGUCUGGGUUCUCAAUGUAGCCAAACUUCCCACUAUGGUCAGGCAGACAGACAAGGACAGACUUCCCACUAUGGUCAGACAGAUAGACAAGAUCUGGGUUCUCAGUGUGGCCAGACUUCCCACUAUGGUCAGGCAGACAGACAAGGACAGACUUCCCACUAUGAUCAGACAGACAGACAAGAUCUGGGUUCUCAGUGUGGCCAGACUUCCCACUAUGGUCAGGAAGACAGACAAGGACAGACUUCCCACUAUGAUCAGACAGACAGACAAGGUCUGGGUUCUCAGUGUGGCCAGACUUCCCACUAUGGUCAGGCAGACAGACAAGGACAGACUUCCCACUAUGGUCAGACAGACAGACAAGGUCUAGGACCUCAUUAUGGUCAGACAGUCAGACAAGGCCUGAGUUCUCCAUAUGACUACACAGACAGACAAGGCCAGAAUUAUGAUUAUGGUCAGACAGACAGACAAAGUCAACAUUAUGGAUAUGAUCAGACAGACAGACAAGAUCAGAGUUAUUACUAUGGUCAUACAGGCAGACAAGGCCUAACUUCUCAAUAUGAUCAGUCAACAACAGGAGAAAUUGAACAAAAUAGGUACUUCCAAGGAAAUGAAAGAACAAGCAGGGACUCAUAUGCUGAGCAAGCAGGGAGACCCAGGAGAGUAAAUCAACAAAUUUAUGGCCAUAGAUUCCAGCCCAGGGAAGGACAGCAGAACAGCCACCAAGCUUGGGAGCUGGAGGGCAGUCAACACAAACUUGUAGCACAAAUCCAGCAAGAACGGUCACACAGCCACACUGAGCAGGGCCACAGAGAUGCCCAGACCAGGCAGAGUUGUGGCCAGAGGCAGAGCCACCAGAUAGAGAAAGAGCAAGGCCACCAAAGGCAGAGCAGACAUGGUCAUGAGGGCCAGGAAAAUCCAUGUGAGGUGCAAGACAGGCAGACCCAUGAACAUGAGCAUGAGCAGAGCCAUCAGACACAAAACAGGCAGAGCCAUGAGAAGGAACAGAGCUAUCAGACCAGAGGCAGACAAAUCGAUGAGCAUGAGCAGAACCAUCAGCAACAACAGAAUAGACAAACACAUGAGGAGGAACCAGGCUGUCAGACAAGAGGCAGGCAAACCCAUGAACAUGAAGAGAACAAUCAGAGACAAAACAGGCAGAGCCAUGAAGAGGAACAGAGCUGGCAGACAAGAGGCAGACAAACCCAUGGGCAUGAACAGAGCCAUCAGCAACAACAGAAUAGGCAAACACAUGAAGAGGAACAGAAGUACCAUGGAUCCCAAGAUCAACAAUUCCAUGGGACCCAGAGGGGCUGUGCCACCAGAGACACAUCUCACCUAAAGGAAGAUGUCCAGAGCAGAGGUUCACAGGGAAGACAUAGUGAACUUGACUCCCAUCCACCUCAGAGUGGUGGGAAGUCCCAAAGAAGAGAACAGGGUGGAAGCCACACUACCAAGGCAACUAUUGGUGCCAACCCCCUCUAUGAUUAUGUGCAAGAACAGAAAGCUCAUGGGCACGACUAAGCUGUGUUCCAGAGCUAAAGAAUAUGAUGUUGAUAAAUAAAUCUAUAUAUUUAUCUUUUAAUCUACAUAAGAAGCUGAAAAUAUGGCUUCCUUCUCUCUUUAGCUUUAUCUAUCUGUCAGCAUACUUAUAGGGUAUUUGGCAGCAACUCUAGGGUUUUCCAGUUGGGUGAAAUCUGAGUGGCAAAUUGGGUGAAAGAAUCAGAUCCCAAUUUUGGCUAAUUUGGGAAUUUAAAUCAUUUCCUGGUUCACCCUCCACAUUGGUGGGAUGCAGUCAGAUCACUGAAGGAUAAAGACUUCUCCCAAAAGUUUAGAAAUAGGAAAGGUAUCCUGAAGACACUCACUACAGUUCAAGAAGAAGACAUCUGUGCUUUGGCAAGCUUUGGCUCUUGUGAACAAAAUGCCACAAAUUCGAAGUAUUGCAGUCUAUUCUAAAACGAAGCACAGCAAGUGGUUUCUAGCAAAACCAGAGCCCACAGACAGCAUCUCUGGAGUUGACAACUCAUCUGUGCCCAGACUCCUAACUAACUCCUAUCAAAGAGACCGUCUACUUAAACUCACUGGACUGAUUCUAACCUUUUGAUGCCUUUUUUUGUUUCUGACCAUAUCAAACACAGAGAAGGACUAUGUCAUCUAUUUUCAGAUUCCAAGGAACCAAAACUGUCAACUCAUAGUUCUGAGACCUGAAAAACCUUCACAAGAAAAUCUAUGGAACUGUAUUAAAAUACCCAAUAAAUGAUUGGUGAGCAAUGAA